Molecule: messenger RNA, 3297 nt
Organism: Perca flavescens (yellow perch)
Lineage: Eukaryota; Metazoa; Chordata; Actinopteri; Perciformes; Percidae
Gene: msi1b
Product: musashi RNA binding protein 1b
Exons: 18
Coding region: 1614-2663 (349 amino acids)
Biological process (GO): regulation of translation; central nervous system development
Cellular component (GO): cytoplasm
Molecular function (GO): mRNA binding
Source: RefSeq, a predicted model, not a curated record
AGUUUCCGAGAGUCUUUGAAACAUCAAAGCUGAAUCGACCCUGUGGCCCCCUGACUCCAGGUAUCUUCUGGAAACUUAGACCAGAGGUAGCUGUCCAUCCAAAAACCCCUGAGUCCAGCUGAUCGUGCCAGAGCAGUUCUACUGUGCAGUAGAGACCAUUUGUGUAGGGAUGUAAGAGCUCAUGUCUGUUGGCGAAGGUGAGAGCAGGUGAGACUGUUGACUUUCUGUGGCCUGAGAAGCAGGAUACAGCUCGAGGCUCUCAGAGGAAGCUGUUGACAAAAAAAAAAAGAUGAUAGAAAUUUUCAUCUGGGCUGGAAAGCUUUUGACACAAUUAACUUCUUUCCAGCACCGAGGCAGAGAAACCAUAGGUUGUUCUAUAAUCUUUGAUCAAAUGUUCAUCUGUGUGGUGUUGAGGCUGCGUAGCAGGGGUUUACUGGGUUACUGCCCAUGUAGGUAGACAAGGCAAUAAGGGUGUGAACACACUGGCCUGUCCCUAAAAUCAGACAGCCAACAUAGAGUUUCUGUUAAGUAACAUGUUAAAACUGUUAGGAAUUAUUACAUACGGAAAGUGUAAGAAUACUGGGACGUCAUUUACAUGCUGUAGAACGUGCUACUGAAAUGUAGCUAUGAUGGGGAACAAGGAAACUUCACUAAAGCAAGGGAAAACUAUUAUUAUUAUUAUUAUUAGGCAUUAUACAUUGUGGAAUGUAUAUAGUCUUUCAGUUAACUACUUAAAAGAAAACUGCUUUGCAAAGACCGUUUAGUUAUUUCAUUGGUUUGGGUUAUUUCUUUGCCUAUUCACUGCUCUACACAGGUGGCUGUAAUGCACCUGUAAACAUUUUUUUUUUUUUUUUUGUGACAUGACGAUAAAACCCAGACAGAUUAUUUUAUCUCGGAUGGGACCUGGGAGAGAGGACUGCACACCGAUGACCGAAAACAGAGGGAACUAGAGAGAGGCGAUGUUACCGAUGAGAAGUGAGGACUCCCCCAGGCUCAUGACGCUGGGCAGGGAGGCCAUGAUGAGGCCCUGGGAGGAGGCGGGGGACGCAGACAGACUGUGCAGCGAGGUCAGAGUGCUUACUGGGGGCAGCGGGCCACCGCUGGACACCUGAGACCAGAGGAGGGCACGGUCACGAUGGCAGCAGUGCAUACAGGGUUCUUCUGUCGUUCGUAGGCGUGGAAGAGGAUCUGCAGGGACGCUGGACCCCAUUUGAACCUGUUCCUCCGUCCUUUCUUAGACUCCUCUCCUUGCUCCUCCGCAGAGCCAAGGCCAUGUUUGGCGUUGGUAAAUUCUGAAAGGCCGAAGCGGAAGCGACGUGGUUGCUAGCCGUUACCUUGACGCCGGAGCCGCGUGCGCCGGUGUGGUGGGAUGAGAGCGAGAGACCGCAGCGGGACUGACUGACUGGAGGAGGAGGAGGUGGAGUCUGUCCCAGCCUGCAUCUGGCCCGCUCCUCUCUCUGUCACCACGGGCCAAACCCGCCCAGCUCCUCUCACUCACUCACUCACUCACUCCCUCACUCACUCUCCGUCUGUUCUCCCGCACGGCUCGGCUCGGCUCGGCUCGGACACAACGCAGCACUCAACUCACACAACACACACAGCGAGGACACGGAAUGGAGACGGAAGGGAGCCAGAGCAGCCUGUCCACCACGGACUCCCCUCACGAUCCCUGCAAAAUGUUCAUAGGUGGACUCAGCUGGCAAACAACACAAGAGGGCUUGAAGGAGUACUUCUGCAAGUACGGCGAGGUGAAGGAGUGUAUGGUGAUGCGAGAUCCGGUUACUAAGCGCUCGAGAGGGUUUGGAUUCGUCACCUUUGUUGAUCAGGCCGGCGUGGAUAAAGUUUUGGCCCAAACCAGGCACGAGUUGGACUCCAAAACAAUCGACCCAAAGGUUGCAUUCCCUCGCAGAGCUCAGCCCAAGUUAGUGACACGAACCAAGAAGAUCUUUGUGGGAGGCCUGUCAGUGAACACAACCAUCGAGGACGUGAAACAGUACUUCGACCAGUUUGGGAAGGUCGACGAUGCCAUGCUCAUGUUCGACAAGACCACCAACAGACACAGAGGAUUUGGCUUUGUGACGUUUGAGAACGAGGACGUGGUGGAGAAAGUCUGCGAGAUCCACUUCCACGAGAUCAACAACAAAAUGGUGGAGUGUAAGAAAGCUCAGCCCAAGGAGGUGAUGUCCCCCACAGGCUCAGCCAGGGGGCGCUCUCGCGUGAUGCCCUAUGGGAUGGACGCCUUCAUGCUGGGCAUUGGUAUGCUAGGUUACCCAGGCUUCCAGACAGCCACCUACACCAGUCGGAGCUAUGCUGGCAUCACUCCUGGAUAUACCUACCAGUUCCCUGAGUUCCACUUAGAGAGGACUCCCCUUCUGACUUCACCCCACCCCCCUGAGCUCACAGCCAUUCCCCUGACAGCAUAUGGACCAAUGGCAGCAGCAGCGGCGGCAGCAGCAGUAGUUAGAGGCUCCAACCAGUCUCGCACAGCUGGGUUCUUAGGUACGAGCAGCCCGGGCCCGAUGGCGGACCUUUAUGGGACAGCCGCUCAGGAGUCGGCUGUUAGCAGUUACCUCAGCGCUGCAAGCCCCGCCCCAAGCACUGGAUUCAGCCACAGUCUGGGGGGCCCUUUGAUUGCCACGGCCUUCACUAACGGCUAUCACUGAGAGUUGCAGAGCUGUAGACUGCGAGCUGGAAGGAGUUGAAGCUGCUUUGGAGCUGAUCUGGCCUGUCUCUGUCCAGUCCACCUCUCCGGCUGUGGCAGCUGAAACACCCCCCCCACACACACACACACCAAACCCCACCCUGGUGUCCCCUGAGUAAAAAAAAGAAAAGGGUCAUAAAAGGAGCGAAAAAGUUUAUCACCACAUACAGAUGAUGUUGUAUUUUUAGUGUUUUUUGUUUCUUCUUCUGUCAUUUCAACUUGCUGUUUUUUUUUUGUUGUUGUUGUUUUUUGCGAUGGCUGCGUUGGUUCUUUAUCCGUUUUGGCUGUGUUUUAUUGAUCUCUGAACCUGAUCUCUCUGAGAGAAGAGGAGAGAAAUCUCCAGGUGAAGCUAGUUUGAAAGGUCAGGAGCUGUUACUGGAAAGCUGUAUAUGUCACUAGUUCAUACUGAAUUUUAACAAAACAUUUGUGAUUAAUACUAUUUCUUGAAAAUGUGUCACAAAGUGUAUAUCUUGGUAGGUUUUUAACAAAGACUUGUAACACUAAUAAUGGUCUGACGACAAGGGGCAUUAGUCACAGUUACAUAAUAGGCCUACAUGAGCUGUACAAUUUUGUAAAAUAUUGUAAAUAUGACUGGU